Messenger RNA from Manis javanica (Malayan pangolin), 2869 nucleotides. RefSeq names its product forkhead box D2 (gene FOXD2). Lineage: Eukaryota; Metazoa; Chordata; Mammalia; Pholidota; Manidae. The record is from RefSeq and is a predicted model, not a curated record. Gene Ontology annotation, biological process: regulation of transcription by RNA polymerase II; cell differentiation; anatomical structure morphogenesis. Gene Ontology annotation, molecular function: RNA polymerase II cis-regulatory region sequence-specific DNA binding; DNA-binding transcription factor activity, RNA polymerase II-specific.
CUAAGAGGGAGGGACUAAUUCCCUUCCCCCGCCCCGGGGGCACUGGGGGGUCGAGACCCGCCGGGGUAAAGAGAGGCCUCGGCUCCUCGCGCCCGCGCCCCCGGCGUAGGCCCCAACUCGGGCUCCCGGGGCACCGGACAGAGCUGCCAGUCGUGUGCUCACUGAGAGGUGAGAGCCGCCGCGGUGAGCCACGAGGGGGCGCUGCGGAGCCAGGGGACACCCCUCCCCGCUCCCCUCGGUCUCCCGCCCCCUCCCUGCCCGCGCGCAAAACACACUCGCCGCCGAGGCAGCGCGGUGGAGCCCGAGCCGCGGCCGGAGCGGAGCCUGAGAACGGCGGCGGCGGCUGCGGCGGCACCAUGACCCUGGGCAGCUGCUGCUGCGAGAUCAUGUCCUCUGAGAGCUCUCCGGCCGCGCUGUCCGAGGCCGACGCAGACAUAGACGUGGUGGGCGGCGGCAGCGGUGGAGGGGAGCUCCCUGCCCGCUCCGGGCCCCGCGCCCCCCGGGACGUGCUCCCCCAUGGCCCCGAACCUCCUCGGGAGGAAGCCGAGGCAGAUGCAGCUGAGGAUGAGGAGUCCGGCGGCUGCUCGGACGGCGAGCCCCGGACUCUAGCGCCCCGGGGGGCGGCGGCCGCAACGGGAAGCCCUGGGCCGGGCGCAGCGGCCGCCCGGGGCGCGGCGGGGCCCGGGCCGGGACCACCGUCGGGGGGCGCGGCGACGCGGAGCCCGCUGGUGAAGCCGCCCUACUCGUACAUCGCGCUCAUCACCAUGGCCAUCCUGCAGAGCCCCAAGAAGCGCCUGACGCUGAGCGAGAUCUGCGAGUUCAUCAGCGGCCGCUUCCCCUACUACCGGGAGAAGUUCCCCGCCUGGCAAAACAGCAUCCGCCACAACCUCUCACUCAACGACUGUUUUGUCAAGAUUCCCCGCGAGCCGGGCAACCCAGGCAAAGGCAACUACUGGACGCUGGACCCGGAGUCGGCCGACAUGUUCGAUAACGGCAGCUUCCUGCGGCGCCGCAAGCGCUUCAAGCGGCAGCCGCUACCACCGCCGCAUCCACACACGCACCCUCACCCUGAGCUGCUGUUGCGUGGCGGGGCUGCGGCGGGAGACGCCGGCGCCUUCCUGCCAGGCUUCGCCGCUUACGGCGCAUACGGCUACGGGUACGGGUUGGCUCUGCCGGCCUACGGCGCACCCCCGCCAGGCCCGGCGCCGCAUCCUCAUCCACACCCGCACGCCUUCGCUUUCGCCGCCGCCGCUCCUUGCCAGCUGUCUGUACCCCCAGGCCGUGCCGCUGCGCCUCCACCGGGACCUCCGACGGCCUCGGUGUUCGCGGGCGCAGCCUCAGCUCCCGCUCCUGCGCCUGCCCCGGGCACAGGGUCGGGCCCGGGCCCCGCAGGCCUGCCCGCCUUCCUGGGCGCAGAGCUGGGCUGCGCCAAAGCCUUUUACCCCGCGUCACUGAGCCCUCCCGCAGUCGGCACCGCGGCCGGUUUGUCCACCGCACUCUUGCGCCAGGGCCUCAAGACGGACGCGGGCGGUGGUGCGAGCGGCGGGGGCGCCGGGGCCGGGCAGAGGCCUUCUUUCUCUAUAGACCACAUCAUGGGCCACGGUGGCGGCGGGGCAGCACCCCCCGGCGGAGGCGAGGGCUCCCCAGGAUCGCCAUUCGCGGCGGCGGCGGGUCCUGGGGGUCAAGCCCAGGUCUUGGCCAUGCUGACUGCCCCGGCCCUGGCUCCAGUGGCCGGCCACAUCCGCCUCUCACACCCCGGGGACGCGCUCCUGUCCUCAGGGCCUCCGUUUGCCGGCAAAGUUGCCGGUCUCAGUGGCUGCCACUUCUGACCGCGUUAGACUCAGGGCCAGUUAGGCCCGCACUCCUCAGCCUCUCCCGGGAGCUCCUGCGGUCCCAGCGGAACUCAGGGAGUCUAUUUAUGAAGAGUCUCCAGAUCUUGAGUCGGCGCGUGUGACUUGGCACUUCAGGCUCCACGCUCAGUCUCGCUGAUAGUUGGGCCGAAGCGGGCUCCAUCGCUCAGGGAGAGGCUCGGGUCUACGCGACGAGUUCGCAAGCCACGAUCCCAUUCCAAUUUGAGCAGUGAAAGGGGAAGGAGGGAGCCUUCGCUUUUCCCCAGCCUCUGCGCCUCUCGGCAGCCCGGGAAGAAUGCUUUACCGGAGAGAUGCUUGCCCAGGCCCUUCGGAUCCCGCCAGAAACCCCAACUGUGCAGAGAGGUCUCCCUUUCUGCCUCUCUCGCAUUCUUUCCCCUACUUUGAGGGUCUUUGCAUCUGCCUUGCUCUCCGAAGCCCAAAGCAGUGUCUACACAGGCAAAGCUGAAUGCAGAGGUGAAGCGAGGGAGUCUCCACACUCUCUGCGGAAAGCUCGGAUCCCACUCCACUGAGGAACAGCCUCCCUUUUCUGUGUUGGGGUGCUUUUGAAGGAACUUUUCCCCUUUCCCGUGGCCGGCUGGGUCCAGCCAUCCAGGGCCAGCAGCCCUCUCAGCGUUCUGCUCUGUUCCAGGCCCUGGGAUAUUUAUUGUAGCUAAAGGCAGUGAGGUUGGGGUGGCAGAGGUGGGUCUGGGUUAGGGACUGGAGAGGUGGGGAUGGGGUGGGCGAAGGCACAUCCUGUGGCAGGGGGUCCUGUACUUGUGUAAAUAUCCAUACAGCGAGUGGGCUGCUAUCUGCGUUCUCUGUCCACUGGGUGUGCAUUAAUUUAGACUUCUCCAUGGGCCGGGAGACUCUGUGAAAUCGUCCGAUGGUUUGUGUGGAAGAAAAGAAAAACCUGUCUCCCCCCACUCCCUGUUGGUGUCAUUUGAAUAAAUGUAUGUGAAUUCCAGCAGUCACCAGCUCUGUCUGCUUGCCUGCACUGCCCUUUCCUACUCCAGGCUCUU